AUGCAGGCCCCGGUGCUGGUUAUGAACACCCAGAGUGGUGAGAGACAGACUGGACGGAAGGCCCAACUGUCCAAUAUUGCAGCAGCAAAAACCGUCGCAGAUAUUAUCCGAUCAUGUUUGGGCCCCAAGGCUAUGCUUAAGAUGUUGUUGGACCCGAUGGGAGGUAUUGUGUUGACGAACGAUGGCCAUGCUAUUUUGCGAGAAAUCGAAGUGUCACAUCCGGCAGCGAAGAGCAUGAUCGAGCUCAGCAGAACACAAGAUGAAGAGGUUGGAGAUGGAACUACGACGGUUAUUAUUCUUGCUGGAGAGAUUCUCGCACAGGCGCUCCCACAAUUAGAACGCAAUAUCCACCCGGUUGUAAUCAUAUCCGCGUUCAAGGCUGCUCUUAAAGAUGCCGUCGCGAUUAUCGAGGAAAUCUCCCUCCCGGUCGAUAUAAACGAUGACCAGGCUAUGUACCAACUGAUUUCCUCCUCUAUCGGCACCAAAUUUGUCUCGAGGUGGUCGGAACUCAUGUGCAGUCUCGCACUCAAGGCGGUUCGGACUGUCUCCUUCGACGUGGGUGGUGGCAAGACGGAGGUCGAUAUCAAGCGUUAUGCGCGGGUUGAGAAAAUCCCUGGUGGAGAGAUCGAGGACAGCAGAGUUCUGGAUGGUGUCAUGCUCAACAAGGAUAUCACCCACCCCAAGAUGAGAAGACGGAUAGAGAAUCCCAGAAUCGUGCUGUUGGAUUGCACACUAGAAUAUAAGAAGGGCGAGUCUCAGACAAACCUGGAGAUCAGCAAGGAGGAAGAUUGGAACAAGAUAUUGCAGAUUGAAGAGGAGCAGGUCAAGCAGAUGUGUGAUGCCAUUCUUGCGGUCAAGCCUGAUUUGGUGAUCACAGAGAAAGGAGUUUCUGAUCUCGCUCAACACUACUUACUGAAGGGCAACGUAACCGCUCUUCGUCGUGUCCGCAAAACAGACAACAACAGAAUAGCACGCGCUACUGGAGCGACAAUUGUCAACCGAGUGGAUGAUCUCGAGGAGUCCGAUGUUGGAACCCAAUGUGGCUUGUUCGAGAUUGAGAAGAUUGGUGAUGAAUACUUCACCUUCCUCACAAAGUGCGAAUCGCCUAAAGCAUGCACCAUCCUCCUCAGAGGCCCUUCAAAAGAUAUUUUGAACGAGAUUGACCGAAACUUGGCUGAUGCUAUGGCCGUUGCGCGAAAUGUUAUGUUCCACCCAAGACUAUCACCAGGUGGUGGCGCAACAGAGAUGGCUGUUGCCGUAAGAUUAGGUCAAUUGGCGAAGAGCAUUGAAGGCGUACAGCAAUGGCCAUACAAAGCCGUCGCUGAAGCGAUGGAGGUCAUCCCACGGACGCUGAUUCAGAACGCUGGCAACAGCCCUGUCAGAGUGCUGACGGAACUACGAGCCAAGCAUGCUGAAGGUGGUAGCUCAUGGGGUAUCGAUGGCGAUGUAGGAAAGCUUGCCGAUAUGAAGGAGUAUGGCGUUUGGGAACCAGAGGCGGUGAAGUUACAGAGCAUCAAGACGGCUAUAGAGUCUGCAUGCCUGCUUUUGAGAGUCGACGACAUCUGUAGUGCAAAGGCUGCGAGACAAGCCGGAGGUGGCGGCCCUGGUGGGGAAUAG
Messenger RNA from Venustampulla echinocandica, 1617 nucleotides. RefSeq names its product T-complex protein 1 subunit gamma. Lineage: Eukaryota; Fungi; Ascomycota; Leotiomycetes; Helotiales; Pleuroascaceae. Gene Ontology annotation, biological process: protein folding. The record is from RefSeq and is a predicted model, not a curated record. Gene Ontology annotation, cellular component: chaperonin-containing T-complex. Gene Ontology annotation, molecular function: ATP-dependent protein folding chaperone; ATP binding; ATP hydrolysis activity. Bases 1 to 1617 code for a protein of 538 amino acids. The transcript is spliced from 6 exons.